AUGGCGGUGUUGCCGACUCUUUGGCUGCGGUACACUCUCUACGUCGGCGAUCUUCACCCGGAAACCACCGAAGCGGAUCUCGAAACCGUAUUUUCUAUGAUUGGUCCGUUGGACUCCUUCGGAAUUCGCAGAGAUGUUGUGUCCGGAAAAUCUCUUUGUUAUGGUUUUGUCAGCUUCUUUUGUAUCUCUCAUGCUUUAAAGGCCCUGGAAUUCCUAAACCAUACAACCUUGAGAGGAAAGCCGAUGAGGAUUAUGUGGUGGCAAAGAGAUAUAGUGCUAAUAAAGUCUGGGAUUGGGAAUGUUUUUGUCAAGAACCUUCCUCCUUCUGUGACUAGUGUUCAAUUAGAGAGCUUGUUUAGCAAAUAUGGCAUAAUACUGUCAUGCAAAGUCGCCGAGGAAAAUGGAAAGAGCAAAUGUUUCGGAUUUGUUCAAUUUGAAACACAUAAUUCAGCCAUUUCUGCUAUUAGUUCCCUUCAUGGAGCAGUGUUUGAAGGGAAGAAGUUAUAUGUGUCCAUAUUUAAGAAGAAAGAAGAGAGGAUGAUGGAUCUAUUUAAUGAGCAAAAGUUCACUAAUGUGUAUGUAAAAAAUUUCGGUUACAACAUGACAGAGGAGCUCCUAAGAGAGAUGUUUAGCGUAUAUGGGAAUAUCAACCGUGCUGUUAUUAUGAGGGAUGAAGAAGGAAAUUCAAGAGGCUUUGGCUUUGUCAAUUUUGAUUUUGAUGAAGAUGCUAGGAAGGCGGUUGAGGUUAUUAAUGGUCAAGUAAUAGGAUCAAAGAAGUUGUAUGUUGGAAGGGCACAGAAAAAGGCUGAAAGAGAAAGGCUCUUGAGAAUUAUCCGGUACCACACACAUGAAGGGAUGUGUUGA
Molecule: messenger RNA, 864 nt
Organism: Ipomoea triloba (trilobed morning glory)
Lineage: Eukaryota; Viridiplantae; Streptophyta; Magnoliopsida; Solanales; Convolvulaceae
Product: polyadenylate-binding protein 6-like
Exons: 4
Coding region: 1-864 (287 amino acids)
Cellular component (GO): ribonucleoprotein complex
Molecular function (GO): RNA binding
Source: RefSeq, a predicted model, not a curated record